Molecule: messenger RNA, 480 nt
Organism: Podospora bellae-mahoneyi
Lineage: Eukaryota; Fungi; Ascomycota; Sordariomycetes; Sordariales; Podosporaceae
Exons: 2
Coding region: 1-480 (159 amino acids)
Source: RefSeq, a predicted model, not a curated record
AUGUCUUCACCAAACAAAAGACUCCAGCAUUACAACAUGCUUGGAGUUCGCCCAGAUGCGACUUCUGCUGACGUCAAGAAGGCAUACCAUCGAAUGGCUCGCCUGGGGCAUCCCGACAAGCAUGGCAACUCUGCCGCUGCCACAGCGGACUUUCAGGAGCUGCAGCAAGCCUACGAGAUUCUCUCUGACCCCAAAGCAAGGCAUACUUAUGACCAGACCAUCGCCACCAAGCUGUCGAGGACAGAGCAGGUGCGGCGCAGGUAUGCCGAGCUCCUUGAUCGUGUACAACGGGAUUCGGCAAGGGUACAGCCCACUGUCGACUAUAGACGGCAGCUCUUUGAAGCGUUCACCUUUCGGCUGAAACAAAAGCAACGGGCCUACGAUGUUGCACAACGGCGUACUAUCGACGCGAAGGCUUUUGUUGUCAUCAGCGAUGAUGACAGCGACGAGCCAGUCCAACCUCCUCAAAGUGAUACCUAA